Messenger RNA from Cercopithifilaria johnstoni, 882 nucleotides. The record is from the annotation of a GenBank genome assembly. NCBI's taxonomy places the organism in Eukaryota, Metazoa, Nematoda, Chromadorea, Rhabditida, Onchocercidae.
AUGGAUUCCAAAGAAAGACAACGAAUUCGUUCACGUGGUGGGUUAAAUAUGGCUGGUAAAUUAAUCAAAGCAAGGAAAGAUACUCUCGUCAAGGAAAAGUUCGUUUUCGGCAAUGUGUCCGUGGUUGUUACUCGCGAUCAUAUCCUUCCAUCGCAGUGCCAUCAUCCGGAACCAAUGAAUAACUAUUGGUCACAGUGUCAGGUUUGUGAAUAUACGCAUAUGCUAAAAUUGCCGCAGUUACCGGAUAUGAUAUUUCCUAAUAAUUCGGUGGUUAUUACGUAUCUGGACGAACCAGAAUUGCAAAUCAGUUUCAAUGCUUUUGAUGCCUUGAAGUCGGUCGACGUCACUUCAUAUCCCAACGUAGAGAUUGGACCAAGCGAGCAAUGGCAGCGGUCGAGAAGUAAUGUGAAUUGUUUACGAAGAAGUAAUCGACCGUUCGAUUGGACCUACACAAGUAAUUACAGAGGGACUGUGAAAGGUUACACGGUAUUACCAACUGAGGAGACAAUUUCAAUAGAAAAAUUGAAACGUCGUGAUCCAAUUGGUUUUUAUUCACAGCUGACACUCUAUGAAGAUGAAUUAGCUGAUCACGGAUCAUCCGAGAUGAGCAUACGUUUGCGAGCCAUGCCAACCUGUCUAUUUCUUCUCUGUCGUUUCUACCUUCGAGUCGAUGGUGUUUUGGUCCGCAUUUGUGACACAAGACUUUAUAAGGAUCUUGAAUCAGACGCAUUUUUGAGACAGUGGACACGUCGUGAACUGAAAUUGGUCAAUUCAUCACCACUGGUGCGAAACAAUGUAUUGAAUCCAGAUUUUAUUUAUGAUUACUUGCCAAUCGUGGAAGAAGAAAUGACAAAACUAAUCCCACUACGAUGUUGUAUUUGA